Thunnus maccoyii (southern bluefin tuna) is the source of this 6760-nucleotide messenger RNA. RefSeq names its product macrophage mannose receptor 1. Bases 271 to 6600 code for a protein of 2109 amino acids. The transcript has 51 exons. NCBI's taxonomy places the organism in Eukaryota, Metazoa, Chordata, Actinopteri, Scombriformes, Scombridae. Gene Ontology annotation, molecular function: signaling receptor activity; carbohydrate binding. The record is from RefSeq and is a predicted model, not a curated record.
GCCGAACACAGAAAAGUAAAAAUGGACAGAAGACAAAGAAUUCUUCUGCAGCUGUUUAGCUUUGCUGCUCUUCUUGCUUGUGUUCAGGGUUUUGCUAGUUACUUUUUCGAGCAUCUAGUGGCCUCUAGAGGAACUGCAGCUUAAAACACUGCACAUGGGCAGUGUCAGCAAGGCUGGAGGGAGUACGAGGAUAAAUGUUACUUCUUUUCAACUGAUACAAAGUCAUGGUUCGAGGCUAAUGCAUUUUGUUCGGAGCAGAACAGCAACCUGAUGAGCAUUGAGGACGUUCAUGAGAGGUUAUGGGUGAGGACACAAAUCAGCACAGAGAUCUACUGGAUCGGCCUGACUGACCAAGCCAGAGAGGGUGUCUGGGCGUGGAGUGAUGGGAGUCCUUUCAUCUCAUACCUAUCAUACUGGCUGCUAGGCCAGCCUGAUAACUGGGGUGAUGACCCUGGGGAGGACUGUGGUCAGGUGCUAGGAUCCAGCAUGGGACGGUGGAAUGAUGAAAACUGCAGUGUUAAGAGGAAAUAUAUCUGCAAGCACCCCAACCCCAAUCCUGCCCCACGGUGUGACUUAGCAAACGGGUGGAGACAGCACGGCUCCAACUGCUAUAAGCUGAAGGCAGACACCAGUAAGAGCUGGACAGCAGCCAGACAUGACUGUGUGCGGGAAGGAGGAGACCUGGUGUCUGUUAUCUCAGCAGAAGAAGAGCAGUACAUCACAGGAACCCUGGACUCAUCUCAUUUUGACCUCUGGAUUGGCUUUUCCACUCUGAAAUGCAACAAGAUAUCAUGUCAAGUUGAAGCAGGGAACAGUCAGUUUACUUGGUCUGACGCUCACCAAGUGCAGUACACAAACUGGGCCAGUGGUCAACCAACAGUUGAUACACAGGCCGGAUCAUGUUCUGCAAUAAUGAAAAAUUCAGCAGAGGAAUUUGGGAAAUGGAGGUCCACUGUGUGCAGAUAUGAGCGUCCUUACAUGUGUAAACGACCACUGAACACCAUCUGCCCUCCUGGCUGGCUGAGUUUUGCUGGCAGUUGUUACUGGCUGGUCAGUAACACCAAUCUCUUGACCACCUGGCACGAAGCCCUCACCAAGUGCUCUGAUAUGGGGGCCCACUUGCUGAUUAUAAACAGUCAAGAAGAACAGUACUUCAUAAAUGGGUACCUUCCAGACUUUCACCAAGUGGACAUUCCUGACAUCUGGAUUGGUUUAUCAGAUAAGGACCAGGACGGGCAAUUCAGAUGGGUGGAUAAAACCGCCGUUACGUUUUCUAACUAUGGUUCUGGUUGGCCCAGAAACACUGCAGGCCUCUGGGACUGUGGACAGAUCUUCACAGGAAAUUAUGACGGCAAAUGGGAAACAACCAAUUGCUUCAAGAGCCUGGGUUACAUUUGUGAGAUGACGGGGGGACAGAACCCGAAACCGACUGCAGCUCCUGAUUCCCACUGUGACCCUGGAUAUUUGUUGUACGGGGACUCCUGCUAUCAUUUUGAGACUGAGACGGUGAAAAACUGGCAGGACGCUGAGGCUCACUGUACCGGACAGCAGGGUCACCUGGCCAGCCUCCACUCGCAGGAAGAGCUGAGUUUCCUCACUGCUCACAUGCCAGGGGAAGCCUGGCUGGGACUGAAUGACAUCAAUGUUGAAAACCAGUUUGUAUACACUGAUGGCACUCCUGCAGAUUUCCUCCCAUGGGCUCCACACGAGCCAGACAACUGGCAGGAUAAUGAGGACUGUGUCUUCCUCAGAGGGAUGAAUCACCAUGAACCUGGGAAACUGAACGACGACUUUUGCACCACUGCAAAAGAAUUUAUCUGCAAAAAAGCCAAGGGACAAGGACCUCCUCCCCAGCCCCCAACAUCUGGACCAGGGUGGAAUGAGAAAUGUGGUUCUUGGAUGUCUGACCCAUUUAAUGACUACUGUUACCUGUUUAACUACUUGUCAAUGAGGACGUGGGCAGAAGCUCGAGCUGACUGUGUCAACCAGGGAGGAGACCUCAUCAGUAUCACUGAACCCUUUGAACAGGCGUUCAUACAUGGUGUGAUCCAGCAGAGUCCCACGGGGAUCUCUCUGUGGAUGGGCGGCCAUGACUCCGUCACUGAAGGUGGCUGGGAGUGGACAGAUGGCUCUCCUUUCAGAUACAUCCACUGGAACGCAGGUAACCCAGACAACUACAACGGUGAAGACUGCCUGUCUAUACUUAUUAACAACGGCUACUGGAAUGACGACAACUGUGAGUUCAAAAGAGGAUACAUCUGCAAGCGGAGAGGAAAUACACCCAAGCCUCCUCCACCUCAUGAUGGUUUUAUGACAGCAAUCGUGUGCCAGGACUCCUCCGCUGUCCUUCACUGCCCACAUGAAAGUGUCAUCAACAUCCAGUCUGCUUUCUACGGACGGAAGAGUGAUGACAUCUGUCCACACCUGGAUGGAUCAGGAGGAAGCUGCACAGUGGAAGGUGUCCUUCCUCUAUAUAGAAAGUCAUGUGACAACCGUCCCUUUUGCUUUGCGUUCGCCCACAUGGAGGAGGACCCCUGUCCCACUGUUUCCAAGUACCUCGAGAUCACCUACAGUUGUGAACAGAAAGUGUGUCUGCACGGUCUGGGUGUCGAGGACAGGAACAUCACAGACUCUCAGCUCUCUGCUUCCUCCUCUAUUGGUCUCUUCACUCCCAACAGAGCCCGUUUGAAUGGAAAUUCUUGCUGGAUGCCGUCAGGAAACCCAACUUCAAGCUGGAUCCAGGUAAACCUGGGCCAGACCAGAAAAGUAACAGGGAUAGUGAUCCAGGGUUGUCCUCACAAUGACUACUGGCUCACCAAAUUUAAGAUCCAACACAGUAUGGACGGAAGAAGCUGGACUGACUACACUGCUGACGGGCAGUUUUUCCCAGGCUCCACAGACAGAAACACCCCUGAUACUCAGCUGCUGGGUACACCUGUGUCAGCUCAGUACGUCCGCAUCCUCCCGCUGGAGUUCAGCGGUCAGGCAGGUCUCCGCUUUGAUGUCUUAGGAUGCACACCUCACUAUGCAAUCACAUGCGCUCAAACGCCUGACUUCAACUUUCAUGGGCUGACUGUCCACUGUCCAGCAGGCUGUGCUGACGAUAAUUACAUAGUAUACGGCUCUUCAGUAUAUCGUGGGGACUCCAACAUCUGUGCAGCAGCUAUCCAUGCUGGAGUGGUCCUUAAUGAUAUCGGAGGAGAUACUGUUUUGUUGAAAACUCCAGGAAACGGCUUCUACGCUGGCUCCACCAGGAACGGCAUCACUACGAGACAAUAUGAUGGAGACUAUGAUGUGUCUUUCACUUUUGCAGAUGGAGAGCUCAGAUGUUCAGGGCCUGACUGGUAUGAGUUCGGAGAGUUCUGCUACAAACCGUCUAGAGACAGAAAGACAUGGCGUGAUGCUCUGCACAGCUGCAGGAGUCUUGGUGCUGAACUCGUAUCCAUCCUCUCGAUGACGGAGCAAAGCUGGCUGGAAAGCUACCUGUACUUGGCCACCAGUAACAUGUGGACUGGUCUAAAUGACGUUGCUGUGCCCGGUUUGUUCACCUGGUCUGAUGAACACAUGGUGACCUUCACCUACUGGGCUCCGGGAGAACCCAACAACAACAUCGGGUCCAACAACGACUGUGUUGAGAUGUUACAACAGACAGGCAGAUGGGACGACGUAUCCUGCACCAAACUGAAUACCUACAUGUGCAAAAUGCCCAAAGCACAUUACCCAUUGCCCUCUGUGAAACCCACCGUAUACGGAUGCGCUCAGGGCUGGGAUGCAUACGGCUACGCCUGUUACUGGUUGGAGGAGACCGCCAGGAGCUGGUCAGAUGCUAAGGCUUUCUGUAAAGAGAAGGACGGCUUUCUGCUGCACAUUGGAGACAUUUAUGAGCAGUCGCAUUUCACAGUGGCGCUGUCAGGAAAGACGGGUUUGUGGUGGAUCGGGCUGCGUGCUCAAGGAGGGACCACCGGAGGGGUGGACUACAUCUGGGAGAACGGCUCACCUCUCACCUUCACCCACUGGGACAGAAACCAGCCAGAUAACGGGGAUGGUACUUGCGUGGCUAUGACAACUGGUCAGGUUAGCGGUUUCUGGGAUGACAAGCAGUGCUUAGAGAAACACUUCUUUGUUUGUGAGAAACCCAGAUCUGACAUCACCCCACCCACCAAAGCCCCGACUCCUCCUCCAUCACAGGGCUGUGCUGACGGCUGGACGGCCCUGCCCCACUUCAGGAACUGUUACAAGCUCUUCCACAACGUGAAAUGGUCCCUGAGGAAGAGCUGGGGAGCAGCACACGAAGACUGCGUCGCCAGAGGGGCUAAUCUGGUCAGCAUCCACAAUCAGGAGGAGGAAGACUUCCUGUCUCUGUACAGCAAGGGCAGCAGCAAGUGGAUCGGCCUUAAGGACAACCCCACAGAAGGAGGCUAUUCUUGGAGCGACGGCUCACCUCUCUCACACACCAACUGGGGUCCCGGGGAGCCAAAUAACCACAUGGGCCGUGAGGAGUGUGUAGAGAUGGUGAGCAGCACCAACGGGAGUUUCUCCUGGUGGAACGACCUCAACUGUGACGCUCACCAGGACUGGAUAUGCAUGAUCGCUAAAGGAAAGAACCCCAUUCUGCCCCCGGUGCCCCCACCUCCUCUUCCAGCUCCUGAUUGUGGUAGCAACCCGGGCUGGAGGAAGAACAACAACAUCUGCUACUACUACAACGACACCGACAUCGUGGACUUCCCCACGGCUAUGAGACGCUGCUACGCAGAGAAGGCCUCACUCGUCUCCAUCCUCAACAAAGACGAACAGGCCUACGUUAACAGCAUGGUGGGGACGGGCCAAGUUUCUGCAGCCUGGAUUGGAUUGAGGAUGGUUGGUAUUACAAGUGGACACUACAUGUGGGUGGACUUCUCCCCUGUAACAUACGUUCACUGGGGUCCAGGUGAGCCCAACAACGCCAACGGGGAGGAACAGUGUGUUCAGAUGAACAGACAUCAAGGCGGAUGGAACGAUGCCAACUGCGGUCGUGCUGGAGCCGGUUACGUAUGUAAGAAGUUCCCCGGAGAAGUUCACACCCCUCCUCCACCCACACAGCCCUGGGAGGGCAACUGCCCCGCAGGCUGGAUGCGUUUCAAGGAUAAAUGCUUCUUAUUCAAAGGGAAGAAAGACGAUAUUAAAGGCAACUGGUCAUAUGCUCGGAGUUGGUGCAGAGACCAGGGAGGAGAUCUGGCAGUUAUUGAUGACCAGUAUGAGAACGACUUUGUGUCUAGUUACUUGAGGGACCUAGUGCACCCCGCGUGGAUCGGUCUGUCAGAUAUCUUGGUAGAGAAUCAGUACGCCUGGAGUGACGGAGUCAGCCCAGUACUGUACACCAACUGGAACGACAAGGAGCCCAACAAUGCAGGAGGAGCGGAACACUGUGUAGCAAUGACUCACUACCACCUGGUGACCGGCAAGUGGAACGAUGAAGCCUGUCAUAGGGAUCAAAGCUUCGUCUGCUACAGGAAGAAAUCGAGCAGCAUCAGCCCUCCUCCCCCUACAACGAGCCCCUGCCCCGCCGGCUACAUCUCCUGGUACCUGAACUGCUACAAGCUGGUGGAGGAGGCGGCCACCUGGGACGCGGCUCAAACGACGUGCCAGCAGCAGGGAGGCAACCUGGCCAGCAUCGACAUGAGCUACGACCAGGCCUUCGUCGCCGGAGUGGUCUUACAGGGGAAAGCGGACGUCUGGAUCGGACUCAGGCGCAAGGAUAACGGCUCUUACAUGUGGACAGACGGCUGGCCAGUUUUUUUCACUCAGUGGGGACCAGGAGAGCCCAGUAACAUCAAGGACGAGGGCUGCGUGAGUAUGCACGCGUCACGAGCGUUCCACGGGACCUGGAACGACACAAAGUGCAACCAAGCUAAACCCUUCAUCUGCAAGAUCUCCUCCGAGAAUCCGCCACCAACUCCCGCCCCCGGUGACGGGAAGUGUCUGCCGUUUUGGAUACCCUACGGCCGCCACUGUUACUACGUGUACAACGAUAAGCUGGGCUUCUCUUGGCCGGACGCCCGACAUUACUGCCAGACGGUCAGGGCGGAGCUGGCGUCCCUCCACAGCAGAGCGGAGGUGGAGUUCAUCAGGAACAUCAACAUCACCAAACGUCACAACAUCUGGAUCGGCCUCACGAGGGACAACAACUUCGGAUGGGGCUGGACAGACAAGACGCCUCUGGGCUUCCUCAACUGGGCUCCGGGUGAGCCCAACGCGGCGUUUCACCCCGGGGACGUGGCCGAGGAGAACUGCGUGGAGAUGUACCACGACGGGCGCUGGAACGACAACAACUGCCUGCAGAAGAGAGGUUUUGCAUGCCGCCACCGCCAGUUCUAUGUAACAGAUGAUGGCGGUAAUCCCAUUUUUCCCACUGAUGAUCCGGGUGUCAGCAACGGAGGGGUGAUAGCCGGCGCCGUCAUUGCAGCCGUUGUGAUUGCCUGCUUGAUAUUCGGACUUCUCUACUACACCUUCAUCGUGCGAGGAUAUAAGCUAAGCAGCUUGAGCCUGCCGAAAAGAACGACCACUACCGCUAAUGUGCCUGCUUUCGUCAACCCCAACUUCGCAGGAGAAUCAGACACAUAAAACAUCAUUCAAGUUUUGUACAGUAUAUCGAACAUGAUGCUUUUUUUUUAAAAACAAAUCAGUGAUGAUGUAGUGUGAAUGUCUCCAUAGUUUAAACAGCAUUGUAUAUAUUUUAAUACAAAAAUAAAAUGUAUUAAAAUAAACCUUCAUUGUCUCUGUA